Exaiptasia diaphana is the source of this 420-nucleotide messenger RNA. Its product is annotated as WD repeat and FYVE domain-containing protein 2. The coding region runs from base 33 to 386 and encodes 117 amino acids. The transcript has 3 exons. Lineage: Eukaryota; Metazoa; Cnidaria; Anthozoa; Actiniaria; Aiptasiidae. The record is from RefSeq and is a predicted model, not a curated record. Gene Ontology annotation, molecular function: protein binding.
AGCACGUGACUCGAUUACAAAAUCAAACCAAGAUGGCUGCCACAAUCAAGGAUACGGAACAAGAUCGAACGCGAAGAUCUCUUCCAAAGCCCACGCUUGUUAACAAACUAGAAGGCUGUAGCGAUGUAGUAAAUAUGGCAGUCCCCAUUCCUCAUGAGGACGCAAUAAUUAGCGUCUCUGACGACAAUAGCGUACGACUUUGGAUUAAGCGAGAAAGUGGACAAUACUGGCCGAGUAUAUGUCAUAUGAUGGCUGAUGCAUGUUCAAGUUUAGAUUACCAUGGUACAAGCAGAAGACUAUUUGUUGGUUUGGCCAGUGGAACUAUAACAGUGAGUACUGUUUUAUUUGCAGGGUUCUCAGUAGAAAAUAGUAGGCAGCUGGUCUAGCAAACGUAGCUGGAGGUUCAGCUGAUCUUUAUCA